Jaminaea rosea is the source of this 2122-nucleotide messenger RNA. Its product is annotated as PNK3P-domain-containing protein. The transcript has 2 exons. The record is from RefSeq and is a predicted model, not a curated record. Gene Ontology annotation, molecular function: ATP-dependent polydeoxyribonucleotide 5'-hydroxyl-kinase activity; polynucleotide 3'-phosphatase activity; double-stranded DNA binding. Bases 274 to 1989 code for a protein of 571 amino acids. Gene Ontology annotation, biological process: DNA repair. NCBI's taxonomy places the organism in Eukaryota, Fungi, Basidiomycota, Exobasidiomycetes, Microstromatales.
ACUCCCUCUCGAUACAAGAUACUACCAGAAUUCGACCGCCUUCAGCUCGAUAUUUCACAAUCACAAUAGCUGGGCAAGGUCCAAACCUGCACAGAGCUGACAAUUCUAGUCUCACAGGCAUCCUUGCGCCCGCAGUUGAGGCGUCUCGCCUUGCUACGUCUGGGUCCAUUGCUGCCGUUCCUAAUAGGACGAGCGUGCCGUCUGCCCAUCGUCUCCGUCAACAAGGAAUCGUUGGAGGCAAAGAGAGGUUCUUCGCUUCAUCGCGCUCUCAGCAUGGCGGGUAAGCGCAAGGUCGAGGAAGGGACGAACUCGAGCGCUAUGGCGGUGGGCAAUGACCCGGAGAGCUGCACAGAGGAUGAGGAGGAGCCUACGCAGCCAAAAAAGGUUCUCAAGAAGGAGACCAGCGUAGCUGCUUCUCAACGACGCAAUGUCGAGGCAAACAAUGGCGGGGUCAAGCAGUCCAUUGAGGUCCCGGCAGCUACUUCAGCUGCGCGUACGGGAAACGGCGAUGUCUUUGGCAACUGGAGCGCCGUCAACGGCAAGAAGGGCUUCUUUGCUCCACGCUCCGCAGGCCCUGUCCCCAGAAUCCAUUGGCGCACGCCCCUCGGACAUGAUCAGUCCUGCCUCCUGGGGGUCUUCGGCGAUCCAUUCGCAUAUGCCAUCGACCGUGCCACCAUUCUGGCCGCCGCUGACCCUUCCUCCUCUCACGCCAAACGCCAUCCUCGCCUCUCGGGCAAACACAAGGUCGCCGCGUUUGAUCUCGAUGAUACGCUCAUUCGAACAGCAUCGGGGAAAAUGAGCUACAAUUUCGAAAGUGCCUCGGAUUGGAAAUUCUGCGGCCAAAGUGAGCUCGAACAGGACUCGCUCCUCGAGGCCGUAAGGAGUGAGAGCGACGCCGGCGCUUUGCUCGUCCUGGUGACGAAUCAAAAGAACCUCGACGUGCCGAGAAAGGCCGACAAGUUUGAGAGGCUGAAAGUGUGGAAAGAGAGGCUGAGUUUGGUCGCAGUGAGGAUCGGAAGACCUUUUGUCGUCUUUGCCCCCGUGCGAGACGACGAGUACCGCAAGCCUCGCCCGGGAUGGAUUGGGAUGCUCAAGGAGAUGUGGCGGGUCGCUGGCGGGGAGGAUGCAAUUGCGCCGCUAGACAUGGGAUCGAUGGGAUCAGACGGUUCACAAGAGCGAGCGCAUUCCUUCUACGUCGGAGAUGCGGCGGGACGUGGGCCAGGAGGGCAUCGGUCCAAGGCCGACCACGGAGAUGGAGAUCGCAAGCUCGCUGCGAAUUUAGGAUGGAAGUUCCACACUCCGGAGGAAUUCUUUUUCAAGGAGCAGCCGGCCCCAUUUCAGUUCAAGGGGUAUCACCCCGUCGUCCUCCCCAGUCCCGCGACCACGGCUGUCGUCUCCUCCUCCUCGUUCACCAUUCCUGACCUCGUCGAGCGUCUCCUCCUCCCCACCAACCCGCAAACCCUGCUCAUCCUGGUCGGCCCGCAAGCCUCCGGCAAAAGCCGCAUCGCUCGCGCCCUCUGCUCUUCCCGCAAAACACAAUGGGUGCGGGCCAACAGGGAUCUGCUGAAGACCCCCGCUCGCUGCCUCUCUACUGCGGCCGAGGCUCUCAAAGCUGGCAAGAGCGUCGUGAUAGACAACACCAACCCCACGCGCCAAGCGCGCAAGCCGUAUAUCGACCUCCUCUCCACGACUCCCGGUGUGGAUCGCAAGAAGGUACACCUCCUCGCCAUCCACCUCAACGUUCCGCAGGCGAUUGCCGUGCAUAAUGACGCUUUUAGGGCUGAGUGGGGUCACGCGGAGGAAGAAGCUGGAGAGGCCAAGAGGGGUAAAUUGCCUGGCAUGGCAUUUGCCACGUAUUACAAGACGUUGCAGCCGCCUGUGAUGGGGAGUGGGGAAGGAGAGGGAUGGGACGAGGUUAUGAAGCUGGAUGGAUUUACUUUUGAAGGGAAUGAGGAGGAGAGGAAAAGAUGGGAGCAGUGGUACACGUAGAUGUAGACGAGGGGACAAAGUCAGACAACGAGGAUAAGACUGCGGCAGACAGGCAAUCCUCAUACGAGGCGAUACCAUGCAAAUCAUCGAUCGGCUUCACAUCGAGCAUCAAUCAAAUAUCUCCAUCGCGCAU